UGUUUAAACAGUUACACAACUUGUGCUCUUUAAGACAGAGAGUGUUAUUCAGUUGAUACAACAUUAGUAACGGACAGUACAGUAGAAAAUGUUAAUUCUUAUAACAGUUUUAAUGCUCAGUGUGUGGGCUAUACCAGCAGAUGAUUCAUUUUUACCAAACAUAAACAUUCUUGAAGAGCUAGGGAAAAUAAAGAUCAUGAAAACAAGGAUGGAAUCUAUGGAGAAUGAAAUGGAGCGACUAAAAACAGAAAAUGCGGCGCAAACAAAGAAGCUGGAGGACACAAAGAACAAAAUGGAUGAACUAUUAAAAGAAAAUGAAGCACAAGCAAAGGAACUGGAGACCAUGCGUGGUACAACAAAUGAUGUAAAGAACAAAGUGGAUGACCUAAUUAAACAAAAUGAAGUUUCAAAAGUGGCUUUCUCAGUUUCGCUGUCAUCCUCUAAUGGACCACACAGUAGUUUACACACCCUGAUUUACAAACACAUCUUCCUCAAUACUGGAGAUGCCUAUGAUACAAACACAGGUAUUUUUACAGCACCCAUGAAGGGAGUGUAUGCAUUCAGGGUUUUCUCUAAGGCCUACGGAAGUCCAGAUAAAGCAGUUGUCGCAGGCCUAUUUAGAAAUGGCCAGCAUGAAAUUUCAACAUAUGCACGGCAAGACGGUGGUUUUAUCGGCUCUUCAAAUGGAGUUUCACUGUUCCUGGAAAAGGGAGAUAAAGUAUGUGUAAAUCUCUAUCCUGGAUAUUGGAUUUUUGACAAUGAACACCAUCACAGCACCUUUAGUGGACAUUUGCUUUUCCCCAUGUGAACAGAAAAUACACAAGGUCUACUCAUUAGCAUCUUUCUAUAUCAAGAGUUAUAGUAAGACUAUGUGUAAAUGAAUUUGGUAAGUAAUGAAUUUCUACGUGAAUUUGAUAUAUAACAUACUAACUAACUUCAUUUAAAUUUACAACACGUACAGUAUAAGGCAAGUUAUACAAGGUCUUUCUCUUAAACCUUUUGAAAUCAAAAUAGGCCUAUGUGUUAUUGGUGUAUGAUUUUAUUUUUCACAUUAAAAACCUUAUAGUGUACACUAAAAA
This is a messenger RNA of Carassius carassius (crucian carp), 1079 nucleotides long. RefSeq names its product cerebellin 10 (gene cbln10). The transcript is spliced from 5 exons. The record is from RefSeq and is a predicted model, not a curated record. Gene Ontology annotation, molecular function: protein binding. Bases 89 to 808 code for a protein of 239 amino acids. Lineage: Eukaryota; Metazoa; Chordata; Actinopteri; Cypriniformes; Cyprinidae.